This is a messenger RNA of Chironomus riparius, 2556 nucleotides long. Lineage: Eukaryota; Metazoa; Arthropoda; Insecta; Diptera; Chironomidae. The record is from the annotation of a GenBank genome assembly.
CUUUGAAUGGGAAAGACACAACUAAUUUAUUUGUUCAGAUUUGUUACUAGUGUCGUGGCAGUAAGAAAAGUUUUUGCGACCAUUUAAGAGUGAUCUGUGGAUAGCAGUCAAAAUAAAUGACUAAGAACGUUGGAAUUUUGUUUUAAUAGUUUUUGGUUGUGGUAUUUAAUUAUCACGAAAAAUAUUAUCUUCAUAAAUGAAUAAGACUUUUUGUAAGAACUAGUUUUUUUUCGGUGGCCUUAAGUUUUAUUUUAAAAGAGGUGGACAAACAACUUGUCAUAAUUCUCACGAUCUACAUUCUCAAGUUCAGUUCAUUUACUUCCUGAUAAAUUCGUAAAUCUAGAAAUCUCACCAUCAUGAGAUUGAUUCAUAUUGUGUUCAUAAUUACUGCUCAAAUCAAUUUGUUGCAGUGCCUUCCACAAGGUGCCCCUCAAUCAGCAUGCUACACAUUAAUGCCGAUUCAUGGAAAUAAUAUUCCAGCCUUAACAUCAGAGCCUUUAUUCAGAAUCUCGUUACAAAACGAUGUCGUUGGACAACGUCAGAAAAUGAGAGUAGAAAUUAAUAGCGUAAUAAAUGAUUUAACUAUAAAAGGAUUUAUGAUUCAAGCAAGGUCACUGCAAGAUGGAAGUGUAAUAGGUGAAUUUUCAGCUCCACAAGAUCGCUUAGCGAAAAUAAUUGACUGUGGAAAUGUCGGAAAUACAGCAACACAUUCGAGCACCGAACUUAAACGUAAUAUUGUUUUGGAAUGGAAUGCGCCAACAGAUUUCAUCGGAGACAUUGUUUUCAAUUCAACACUUGCACAAGACUAUGAUAAAUUUUGGGUUGGAGUGACGUCAAGUCCUUUAAAAAUUGUUGCUGAUGAUCAAGAAUUAAAAAAUUCAAUCUCAACAACUCGUCAACCAUUGAAGCCAACUUACUCUUAUACUAGUAAACCAAAUGCUGAAAAUACUAACAAUGAGGACAUGAUUUAUAAUGAAUGUGGCAAUUCAAAAACAUGCUUUGGUAUUCCUAACAACUGUAUUCAAACACGAUCCUGUGUCUCGUUCACUGCUGUUAAAGUUGAAGGAGAUAAAUAUAUCUUUGAAAUGCGAUCGGCACCUCGUGCUGCAUAUAUAGCCACAGGUUUAUCAUCUGAUGAUAAAAUGGGUGACGACUCGGUUGUGGAAUGUAUAUACGAUGCUGGUUCUGUACGAGCAAUGAGCUCAUGGACAAUUGUCGCGAAUGGCAAAUUCGAUGCUCCAAGAAAUGGCGUUGCCCAAAAUAUCGUGCAGCUUAAAGAAGGUCGUUUUGAAAACGGAAUGAUUUAUUGUCAAGUGGAACGACCAGCUUUAACGCUAGUCAAUAAUGUUGAAUUUGAUUUGUCUAAGAACAGAUAUUACCUUUUAAUGGCAAGUGGUUCGAAAUUGAGAACAGGCUCAGUAGAUUAUCAUGACAUUAAUCGAGCAGCCUCGGCAAGUGCCCUUAAUUUAGCAGAAAUCUCUAAUAUUGCGGCGAAAUCUAAAUUCUUAUUACGUCUACACGGCAGCUUGAUGGUUUUGACUUGGAUCGGAUCAACCUCAAUUGCAAUUGCCAUGGCUCGUUAUUUCAAAUUAACCUGGAGAAGAAGUAGCAUGUGCGGAAAAGAUUUGUGGUUUGCUUGGCAUCAAAUACUUGUGAUCAUUACAAUUGCUCUGAGCGCAGUCGCCUUGAUUGUUAUUUUUGUUGAGUUCAAAGGAUGGUCACCUGCGAAUACAAUUCAUUCUUAUCUUGGUGUCAUAACUACAGCCAUUUGCUUCCUACAAGGACUUAUUGGUUUCUCAAGACCCAGUCCAUCUAGCAAAAACCGUCCACUUUUUAAUUGGGUACAUUGGUUUUGUGGAAAUGCCGCUCACAUACUGUCAAUUGUAACAAUUUUUACAUCAGUAAAACUAGAAAAAGCUGAGUUACCUUCAGAUGUCUUCGACAUAAUUUUGGUCAGCUAUGUGGUUAUUCAUGUGAUUGCACAUUUACUUUUUUCCCUAAUGGGCUGCUUGAGUGACAGAAAAGAUGCACAAAAAGUAACUUCAUUGCACAUGACAGAUAUGAGUCAAUCACCAAGAACACAAAUGAUUGCAAGUGUGAAGCAGGAUGCUUCGUACGCUCCAUUUAGAAAAUUUAUUUUAGCUAUCUACGCAAUUUUAAUCAUCUUAAUUGUUAUAAGUUUAAUAAUUCUCAUUGUCCUCGCGCCUAUCAAAGAUUUCAAAUCAUUUUUUGACUAUAAUAAAUCAUAAACCAUAAAACCACUCUUUAAUCAUGAUAUAAUUAAUAUGACUUAACAUAAAAUAGAACUGUUACAAUUUUAUUUAAAAAGAUGUCCAAUAAUUUAAAGUAAAACGAUGCCUUAUUAUUCGUAAUUAAGUGAAUAUAAUUAACGGGAUACGGUUUAGUUUUUUAAUACGUCACAAUUUUUUUUACCAGAUGUUUCCCAUACUCAAAAAAUAAUAACAAAAAUGUGAAUAUUAAUGUUAAUUUCAUUUCUUAUUUGUUAAAUUGUUACAUAAAAAAUAUCAAUAAAUAAAAUCGCAAAGUAAACCAAAC